Messenger RNA from Microplitis mediator, 1807 nucleotides. RefSeq names its product retinal homeobox protein Rax-like (gene hbn). Gene Ontology annotation, biological process: regulation of transcription by RNA polymerase II. Gene Ontology annotation, molecular function: RNA polymerase II transcription regulatory region sequence-specific DNA binding; DNA-binding transcription factor activity, RNA polymerase II-specific. Lineage: Eukaryota; Metazoa; Arthropoda; Insecta; Hymenoptera; Braconidae. The record is from RefSeq and is a predicted model, not a curated record. The transcript has 4 exons. The coding region runs from base 319 to 1224 and encodes 301 amino acids.
CCGUUGAAUCACGCAUUCUUCUGACAGUUACCGCACCGGGUAGUCGUGCUUUACCCGAGGGUUGGUUUGUUAAUUCUGUUUUCACAAUUGUAUAUUGUGACAAUUUAAAGUUUCAUAAUAAUAUAAUUACAUAUUAUUAUUAUUUUAUUUACGUGCCAAUUAAGGGUGGAAGUAUAAAAUUUAUCUGAAAUACUUUUUUACUAAUCACGUGGUUUUUAUUAUCAAAUUUGUUUUUUAUUUAAAGUGUUCAAUGGUUGUUUGUUUGUUUGUUUAAUUAUAAUUGUUAUAAUAAUUUUGGUUAUAUCGAUACAAGAAAAUAUGGCGCAAACUUGUAAUCAAAAAAGGAAUGUUUACAGCAUUGAUCAGAUUUUAGGCCACGCAAAAGAUGAAGAUAUUUCAGAUCAUGCUAAUUUAUUGGAAUCAGUACGUAAUGUACGAGGAUCUGGAGAAUCUGACAUACCAGAUUUCAAGGAAUUACCGACGAUAUCUGAUUUACCUGAAAUGAAUGAUAUGGAUCGACCUAAAAAAAUACGAAGAUCUCGUACAACAUUUACCACUCAUCAACUUCAUCAAUUGGAGAAGGCAUUUGAGAAAACUCAGUACCCUGAUGUUAAUUAUAGAGAAGCGCUAGCAUCGAGCUUGGAGCUUUCGGAAGCUCGAGUUCAGGUGUGGUUUCAAAACCGUCGAGCGAAAUGGCGCAAAAAGGAGAAAACACUGGGACGUGAUCCAAGUUAUAUGCACGUUGGUCAAGAUAUAAACGAUUUAUCACUUGCUCCACCAUUGAUGCAUAAUCCAUCGACUCCAAGUGGUGGAUUUCCCUGGUAUAUGCCAUCAGUAUUUUCACCCUGGGUAUCACCGGCAAAUGCUUCUAAAAUACCAGCACCUCUUCAAGCUGCAUUAUUAUCACAAUAUAUGGGGCUACCUUUAUCAUCAUUAAAUUCACUUCUUCCUGUCGGUUUUAAUUCAACCGGUGUAUUAGCUCACUCGCAGCUUCAACAUCAGCCACAGCAACAACAACAACAGCAACAUCAACGUGAUCAACUUAAUUCACAGCUACAGCAAAUUCAUCCGCUUCUUAUGGAUGUUCAGAAUAUUCCACAAAAUUUAAGUUCAAAAAAUGAUCGUGAUGAUGAUUCAACAUCUUCUGAAGAUGAAAUAAGAAGGCAGAGUGCACAAGUACUUAGGGUCAAAGCUGAAGAAGUUAUUCGUAAAUCGGGAAAUUAGGAAAAAUAAUAAAUAUUUAUUUUCGGAGCUGAAAGUUUUUAAAAUACAUAAUUAUGUGAGUGACGAGUUUACCAAAGACAAACUAGAGUGGGUUGACGAUAUAGGUAUAUUAAUAAUAAUUAUAAGAAAGUGAAUUAUUUAUUUAUUUCAUUUGAAAGUUGAAAGUUCUAGAUUUUGUGAUAACGAUUUAUGUGUAAAUAAACAACCGAUAAUAGUUACCGUUUCUUUAGUGAUUAUGUAUAUAGAGUGUAGCAAUCUGUUUUAUUGAAAACCACAUUUCAUCAUUAACAUUACCCUGGUUUAUUAUUUGUUUAUAACCCAACCGCCACAGUAUAAUAUAGUGGUUGAUUUUCCAUUUUUUAUUUAUUUACUAGCAAUAACUUUUUUUUUUUUUUUUUUUUUAUAGUAAACAUAUCGAUAAAAUCAUACAAAAAAUAACGAUAAUAAUAAAAUAAAAAAUAAUAAAUUGAAAAAUAUAUUCGUUAAUAAUUUUUGUACUAUAAAAUUGUAUUAUAUUAAAUUAUCAAAUUAAUCAUGUAAAUAUGUAGGUAAUAAAUCAUUAUAUAACGUUUAAAAUGAAAUG